ACAAAGAUUUGACAUUAAAAACUUUCACUUUAAACAGUUUGAUUCAUACAUUUUCGAUUAUGGUUUUCAAUGGUUGUUAAAUGUAAUUUGCCCCCCCAUCCCUUUCUUUUUGUCCUCCUCUCUCUCUCUCUCUCCCUCUGAGGCCUACUUCUACCUCCCCUGCUGUCUCUCUCCUCACCCUCACUGUGUGUGCUGUUAAUAAUUGAUGAUCUUUACCGACUCAAAGGGUAACUGGUCUGGGAGAAAAUGUCUCACCAAUUUCUUUAUUUAUUUACAAGUUUUCCUUGAAGCCUAGUCACUGUGAAACCACCACAAGUGUUUGUUUUUUUGAGCACAGGGAUCGAUGGCACGAAGCAGCCUGCCUGUGUCCGCUGUUAGGUUUGCGGUAGCUGCAACACCUGCGAGUGGGUUAAUACUGCCUGCCUGUCUGUCUGACAGCAGGACAGAGGGGAGGAAAGGGAAGCUUAAAUGAUGACAUCAAAGCCACGGAGAAAGAGAAGAGGAAUGACAUGUCCUUCUCCAGGAAGAGAAGUUUCACUUUUGGGGCAUAUGGCGGUGUGGACAGGUUCACAUGUGGCGACGAGAUGAGACCUGAAUCCGCACGAGGCAACAUACUGGACAACCUGGACUCCCCUGCCAGUGAAAGCAAGCCUUUCCUCUCUGCCAACAGCAACCUGAGGGACACAGAGCUGUUUGAAAUCAUUGAAAAGCUGCAGGGCAGCAGGAUCGAUGAGCAGCGGUGUGAAUUUCCUCUGCCUCUGAAGUCUCAGAUUUUGACAUUAGGGGGAGAUCUGCCGCUCAUUCUCCCAUCAAAGUUGGGGGGCUACUGGAUAGACCCCCCACUGGAGAGGCUUGUAGGUGUGAGUCCCACCUCCUCCCACUACGGCCUGGAUUCAGAGAGCUACGACAUCAUGGAAAGAGACAGAGAGGCCAAAAUCUACCAUGAGGUCUUCUGCUCAAGGUACCAUCAUUCAUUCACAGCAGUGGAUCCAUCCGUGGGGCCGCUGGUUCUCUCUGUGUGUUUGGAGGAAGAGGAGAAUAAGCUGCGGGUCAUUCUGAGAAUGAAGGAGUGCUCUCUGCAUGGAGUUUUCUCUCUGUCUCUCUUCCCGAACAUCCCAUCUGCAGUGGAAUUAACAAAGAUGCUCUGUGACAGAGUGACUGUCUCAAAGUUUGAAGUGGUCAGCUACCUCAAGGCUCCAGAACUUAUAACCACAUUCGAUGAGCACAGAGUGUCUCAGAAUUUCAAGUUUGGAAUUUUGUACCAAAAAGAGGGGCAGUUCACUGAGGAGGACAUACUUGGUAACAAUGAUGAAAGCGAAGAGUUUAAAGAGUUCCUGUCCAUUUUGGGGGAGACCAUUCAGCUGCAGGGCUUUACUGGAUUCAGAGGAGGACUGGAUGUUUGUCAUGGUCAGACAGGAAGUGAAGCUGUCUUCACUUCCUUUCGUGGAAGAGAAAUCAUGUUCCAUGUCGCAACUAAACUGCCUUUCACAGAGGGUGACCCACAGCAGUUACAAAGAAAAAGACACAUCGGUAAUGACAUUGUGGCUUUGGUCUACCAGGAGGGCCGCACCCCUUUUCUCUCUGAUGUUAUCAAGUCUCACUUCCUCCACUGUUUCCUGGUGGUCCGGAGGAUUCAGAGGGAGGAGGAGACAGACGGAGCUGCGUACCAGGUUUCCGUCACAGCCAGAGGGGAUGUUCCUCCUUUCAGUCCGGUCGUCCCAGACCCUCCCGUCUUCACAGAUCGUUCCCACUUGAGAGGAUUUCUUCUGACCAAGCUCAUCAAUGCAGAGAUUUCCUGCUAUAAGGCGGAGCGCUUCAGUAGAUUAGAGCUUCGGACUCGUUCGUCACUCCUCGAGAGCUUACAGGCCGAACUCUCCACCCGUUCCCAGUGCAUGAUGGGGGAUCCAUCACUGGCUUCUCUCCCUUGUUCUGAAGGCGUACGGGGGACGUCUGAGGGGAGUGGAGGAUUCAUUGAGAAUUUUAAGAGAGCCAUCAGAGUGCGGAGCCAUUCUUUUGAGGCUCUUGGGGUACAGAGGAAGACUGGGGGCAGUGCAUCUCAGAAGUCUAAGACAGAGAAAGAUGUAGAAAGUGACAAAUCUCCAGGAGCUCUGCCUGCUCUCGCUGACAGUUUUGGACCAGCUGAACUCAAAGAUCAAGCAAGUCCUCAAGAGGAGGCAUAGAAAGAAAUGUAAAUUUGUAGAUUUUAGACAUAUAUAUAUAUAGAGAGAAAUUGCUAGCCUAUAUGGUUACUACUUUAUUAUACGCAUGGAUGACUUCUAUGUAAAUAGAGUGUAAACGCAAAUAGUAUUUAUGAGAAUAUACAUAUUUUACUGUCAUGGCAGUGAUAUUCUAGUUUAUCAAGAAUCUCCAAAUUAUAUUUCAGAGAAAUGUUCACCAUGUUCAACUGCAAAGAAAGGCUUGAAUAAAAUAAUGAGUUCCCUGCUGUGUUAUUAAAUAUGACAAAUGUUA
This is a messenger RNA of Scophthalmus maximus (turbot), 2469 nucleotides long. It is a transcript of the gene rap1gapl, whose product is annotated as RAP1 GTPase activating protein-like. Lineage: Eukaryota; Metazoa; Chordata; Actinopteri; Pleuronectiformes; Scophthalmidae. Gene Ontology annotation, cellular component: cytoplasm. The coding region runs from base 510 to 2180 and encodes 556 amino acids. Gene Ontology annotation, biological process: regulation of small GTPase mediated signal transduction; activation of GTPase activity. The record is from RefSeq and is a predicted model, not a curated record. Gene Ontology annotation, molecular function: GTPase activator activity. The transcript has 20 exons.